Daphnia pulex (common water flea) is the source of this 1625-nucleotide messenger RNA. RefSeq names its product alpha-(1,3)-fucosyltransferase C-like. Lineage: Eukaryota; Metazoa; Arthropoda; Branchiopoda; Diplostraca; Daphniidae. Gene Ontology annotation, molecular function: alpha-(1->3)-fucosyltransferase activity. Gene Ontology annotation, cellular component: membrane. The transcript has 2 exons. Bases 188 to 1531 code for a protein of 447 amino acids. The record is from RefSeq and is a predicted model, not a curated record.
AAGUAAUCGUCUGAUUGGCUAGUCCAACCUGAAUCGUGACUGUGCCGAGCCAGUAAGAGUCAGUACACAUUUUCCCUCAACAGCUACUCGUACGUUCCCUAAACCAAGUCCUUGAUUUAAGUUUAAGUUAAUACUCAAAAUCAAAAGAAAUUGGAAAUUCAAUUUUGUGAUCAAUAUUUUCGCCGCUAUGGCGAUAGCUAAACAGUUGACGAUUUAUUUGUGCCUAGUUGUGUUCGCUUUAUCCGUUAUUUUGAUUCAUUCUUUCUACAUUAGUGAUUAUCAGUCGUACAAGAAACAAUUGAUUUCGUUUUCUUCUUUCAAUCGCACCUGGAAAUCGGUUUCAAAAAAGGAAGUACAGGAAAUGUAUGCCAAUAAUGCUUUGAGAUCGAAAGCUGACCAUCAUGUCGCUAAAGAGGAAACAGAUUCAGACCAUCUACUUACAACAACACCCAAUAACACGACCGCUAACGAGUCGCCACUGAAAAUCAUUUUAAUGUGGAAUGCCUGGACCAAUCACAUAGCCGAUAAGCCUCUAGUCAAGGGACAAUGUCCCGUCAAAUCUUGUCUUUUCACGACCGACAUGUCGCUGAUGCAGCAAAGUGACGUCGUUGUCCUUCACUUUGACACGCUGGAAGACUACCCGGUCAAUCGCCAGCCGCACCAGCGAUUCGUUUUCUACCAUUUCGAGUCUCCGGAUAACACCGCGUCGGAAUUAAUGAACGAUUCCAACUUCCGCUACGAUUAUUUCAAUUGGACCAUGACUUAUCGGCGGGACUCGGACAUUUACCUGCGUGAUUAUUACGGCUCCCUUAUUGCCAAGGCCUCCAUUAAGAAUAAUUCUCGUGAAAUGAGAUACAAUUACGGAAAUCUGACGAAUAAUAAUUACAACGACCAGAUUAUUCCUGACGCCAUUCAUAUUCUCCCCGGUAUGGAAUUAGUGAAAACGGAUUUGAAUUUUACCGCUCUGAUUCGUGGCAAGAGUAAAAUGGUGACGUGGUUUGUUGGACACUGCACGACGCCCAUCCGGCGUGAAGAGUACGUCCGCCAGUUGAGCCAGUACGUUCCGGUCGACAUUUACGGCAAUUGCACCCAAGAUUGCCCGUACCACUGCGACGAAAUGUUGCGCGCCGAAUACAAAUUCUACUUGGCCUUUGAAAAUUCCUGGUGUCCGGAUUACGUGACUGAAAAGUUCAUCCGGCCUUAUGUUUAUGACGCCAUCCCCAUCUUCCUCGGCGGUGCCGAUUACAGUCAGUUCGCCCCGCCGCAUUCUUACAUCAACGCCAGAGAUUUUCAUUCGCCAAAAGAAUUGGCUGAUUAUUUGAUUCUGUUGGACAAGUCGGACGAUCUGUACGCCCGUUACUUUGAUUGGAAAAGAGACUAUUACGUUUCUGUUCCUGAUUAUUACGGAUGGUGUGAAUUAUGUCGAAUGGCUCACGAUAAUACUCUGCCGAUCAAAGUGUAUCACGACAUCAAGCAGUGGUGGAUGUUGGAUGCCGGAGAAUGCGAAUCCAAUUCAACCAAAUAUUUUUGAGAAUCUAUUUUAAAAAUUUUGUAUCUAUGCUGAAUAAUAUAAAUUUUAAUUUAAGAGAAAAUUCGUGAAUUUUGUCACGCAAACGAUCUUGAAA